AUGCAAACUCCUCUGUGCUUAUUAAUUCUGUCGCUUCUUGUAGUUGCUUGUGCAGCAGAGCGACCACGCCGAAGGGCUAGUUACGACAGUGUUGGGUACGGAGGAGGAUAUGGUGGUGGCGAAGGUUACGUCGAAGGCGAAGGUGUAGACCUUGGAGGUAGUAUCGGCAGUACCCUUGGAUUAGGUCUAGGUCUGGCUAGAGGCCUCGCAGCAGGCCUUGCAGCGGUUCAUCAUGGAACAAAGGAUAUAAGCGGCGGCCACAGCGGCGGACUUGGCGGUGGAGCUGGUUUUGGACUUGGCGGUGGACACGGUAAUGGACAUGAAGGUGGACUUGGAGGCGGCAUAGGUGGUGGAAUGGGAGGAGGCCUAGGUGGUGGAAUGGGUGGAAGUCUAGGUGGCGGAAUGGGAACCGGAUUUGGUGGUGGAAUGGGAGGCGGAUUUGGUGGUGGAAUUGGAGGUGGACACGGUAAUGGACAAGGAGGUGGACAUGGAGGUGAAGAUGGAGGAGGCCUAGGUGGUGGCAUGGGAGGCGGAUUAGGUGGAGGAAUUGGCGGCGAACACGGCAAUGGACAAGAUGGUGGUCAAGGAGGUGGACAUGGAGGAGGCCUAGGUGGUGGUAUGGGAGGCGGAUUAGGUGGUGGCAUGGGAGGCGGAUUAGGUGGUGGAAUUGGCGGUGGACACGAUAAUGGACAAGAUGGUGGUCAAGGAGGUGGACAUGGAGGAGGCCUAGGUGGUGGCUUUGGAGGCGGAUUAGGUGGUGGUCGAGGAGGUGGACAUGGAGGAGGCCUAGGUGGUGGCUUUGGAGGCGGAUUAGGUGGCGGUCAAGGAGGUGGACAUGGAGGAGGCCUAGGUGGUGGCUUUGGAGGCGGAUUAGGUGGUGGUCAAGGAGGUGGACAUGGAGGAGGCCUAGGUGGUGGUAUGGGAGGCGGAUUAGGUGGCGGCAUGGGAGGCGGAUUAGGUGGUGGAAUUGGCGGUGGACACGGUAAUGGACAAGAUGGUGGUCAAGGAGGUGGACAUGGAGGAGGCCUAGGUGGUGGCUUUGGAGGCGGAUUAGGUGGUGGUCAAGGAAGUGGACAUGGAGGAGGCCUAGGUGGUGGUAUGGGAGGCGGAUUAGGUGGCGGCAUGGGGGGCGGAUUAGGUGGUGGCCAAGGAAGUGGACAUGGAGGACGCCUAGGUGGUGGUAUGGGAGGCGGAUUAGGUGGCGGCAUGGGGGCGGAUUAG
Molecule: messenger RNA, 1221 nt
Organism: Papilio machaon (common yellow swallowtail)
Lineage: Eukaryota; Metazoa; Arthropoda; Insecta; Lepidoptera; Papilionidae
Product: glycine-rich cell wall structural protein-like
Exons: 2
Coding region: 1-1221 (406 amino acids)
Source: RefSeq, a predicted model, not a curated record